Messenger RNA from Fusarium pseudograminearum CS3096, 1890 nucleotides. RefSeq lists its product as uncharacterized. Lineage: Eukaryota; Fungi; Ascomycota; Sordariomycetes; Hypocreales; Nectriaceae. Gene Ontology annotation, biological process: DNA-templated transcription. The record is from RefSeq and is a predicted model, not a curated record. Bases 1 to 1890 code for a protein of 629 amino acids. The transcript is spliced from 6 exons. Gene Ontology annotation, molecular function: zinc ion binding; DNA binding.
AUGCCUGAAGCAGCCCCACAGAACCCAAACCCCAGAAAGAGGGCAUCUGUGGCCUGCAAUGGAUUCAUAUUCAGACGCCACACCAAUGCAUACAUAACCGCUUUGGAGGCGAGGGUUGCAAGUCUCGAGAAGCAACUUGCCAUGCACGCCAGACAUCCCGAGUCGCCCGACUCGAUGGAUAAUUGUGGUCCCGUCGACGACGAAGCCGCACCACCCACCACGGACCCAUCGCUCAGCCUUGCACCCGUUGACUCAGCAGCGGACGAGAUGGAUGAGCUGACAAACUCCCUUGGAUGCUUCACCCUCGGCGAGAUCGGAGAGCUGCGCUAUUUUGGCGCGUCCAGCAAUUUCUCCAUCAUUUCCAACCACGCUAUCAAGAUCCCCUCAUCACUGCAGGCGAGGAAUCGGGGUAUCGAAGCAGCACGGGCAAUGCCUGGUUUCUUCGAACCCACCGAUCAACUCCGCGACGAGCUUCUCACCAUCUUUUGGAAGUGGCAGAACUCGUGGCAGUACAUCGUCCCGAGAGAACUAUUCGUUCGCGAUUUGUACGUUGAUCAUGCAGGGCGGUACUGCACGCCACUUCUUCUCUCAGCCAUCUUGGCAUACUGCUCAAGGUACUCGCGGAGACUAGAGCUGAGAACGGACCCGGACGACGCAAACACGGCAGGAGAAGCAUUUGCUGCUCAAGCUAAAACAAUGCUGCAUCAUGAGUAUGACGCCCCGACGACAUCAACAGUUCAAGCUGCUGCACUGCUCGGUCUGUACUGGGCGUCCAUCGACAAUGAAGGGUUGGGUUUCAUGUACAUCGGCAUGGCCUCGAGAAUGGUUAUGAAUCUAGGUCUACACUGCGAUUGCUCAUCGUACGCCGUCAAGAGUUUGAUCUCCGAGGAUGAUGUGGAGGCGCGCACGGUUACGUUUUGGGGCAUAUACGUCCUCGACAAACUCUAUUGUCUCGGAAUGGGAAGACCAGCCAGUAUCCAGGAAUACAACAUCACCACAACAAAACCGAAAGGAAACGUCCCACACAGCCCAUUACUAACAGACGACCAACUGGCAUCCACGAGUCCCUACCCUACCUCUCACAUCACCGAAAACGCCAUGUAUACCUGCGAAAUAUUGAUGGUUACAUCUGAAGUCAUUGAUCAAUUAUACGCUCAGAGAUAUGCGUGGACAGAUAAAGAGAGGGAAGAUCGAGUCAUGAAGGCCCACUUGGAAGCUGUGGGGCUGUUUGAUCGACUACCAAAGAGCUUGAAGAUCUCCAACUCUAGUCUGCAGUGCUCUCCCCCAUAUGUCUACCAACUCCAUUUACAAUAUCACCAGGCCAUACUACUGCUCCAUCGACCAUUCUUCCAACUCCUCAACCCUGGCAAGAACUCCAUCUUUUAUGACCCCGAAGGUGGAGACAUCCACUCGCAGUCAGUCAAAAACUCCGCCGUCAGAAUAGCCAGGAUCUUGCAGAUUUUCCGAAAGAACUACACAAUGCAAUGCAUGCCCAUCUCAGCAGUCCACCCCGCCUUCACAGCAUCCAUAAUCCAUCUCCUCCACAUCAAAUCCUCAGGCGACAUUGGAAGGACCGAAGCCAUGCGAUGUCUUAGUAUCUGCAUCGUGUCACUGUACGAGAUGAACGUCAGCUGGAACUGGGCCAAUCGCUCUAUCCGGGCUGUUCAGUCGCUUGCUGCGGAGUGGGAGAUUGAUAUUUGGGCUCAUGGCCUGGCGCAGGAAAUCACAGAGGAGAGUAGGUUGCAGUUUGAGCGGUAUGAGAUGGACGACGUGCCGGUUGCGCGGGUGGAGGAUGUUGGGACUGCGGAGGUCAUUUCUCUUGAUGAUAUUUUUGAGUCGUGGGCGUAUGGGCAGUGUUUUGGAGAAUCGUCUCUUAGUUUCUUCCAUUGA